AUGUCAGGAGUCAAGGGUGGCCACCAAGGACAGCAGAGCCAGGCUCAGCAAUGCAAGGACCCAUGCCAAAAGCAAGAUCCAUGCAAGGACCCAUGCCAAAAGCAAGAUCCAUGCCAAAAACAGGAUCCAUGUAAAGACCCCUGCCAAAAACAGGACCCAUGCAAGGACCCAUGUAAACCAGUACAGGUCUGCCAGGAUAAAAGUCCCAAGUGCCCUGAUCCGUGCAACCCAUGCCCACCUGAUCCCUGCCAACAAAAGCAACAAGGAGUGAAAAAGUAAACUUCAAAUGAAGGCUGUUAUCUUGUUCCACAGAAGCAUUUUAUGCUGAAUAAACAGAUCAAAUAAUUGAACAU
Molecule: messenger RNA, 353 nt
Organism: Hyla sarda
Lineage: Eukaryota; Metazoa; Chordata; Amphibia; Anura; Hylidae
Product: sperm-specific protein Don juan-like
Exons: 3
Coding region: 1-279 (92 amino acids)
Source: RefSeq, a predicted model, not a curated record